Oncorhynchus tshawytscha (Chinook salmon) is the source of this 2972-nucleotide messenger RNA. RefSeq names its product homeobox protein engrailed-1-B-like. The transcript is spliced from 2 exons. Gene Ontology annotation, biological process: neuron differentiation; regulation of transcription by RNA polymerase II; multicellular organism development. Gene Ontology annotation, cellular component: nucleus. Lineage: Eukaryota; Metazoa; Chordata; Actinopteri; Salmoniformes; Salmonidae. Gene Ontology annotation, molecular function: RNA polymerase II cis-regulatory region sequence-specific DNA binding; DNA-binding transcription factor activity, RNA polymerase II-specific. Bases 346 to 1194 code for a protein of 282 amino acids. The record is from RefSeq and is a predicted model, not a curated record.
GCGCUUCCGGUUAGUGUGGGAAACGUGUGGGAGAAGCUGAGUGAUGUGAGGAGUUAGUGAAGAUCGAACUGUCAUAUAGACAGUGGUGAAAAGCUUGUGGCUGCGAGAGGAGCGUGCGAUGCCUUGUCAGUCUUGUCAUAGUCGACUACCAUGACACGUUGGUGCGUUACGCACGAGGGAUGUCAACAAUUUAGAAAUCAAUAUGUGCACCAAAUCAGAGAGGGAGUAAUUCUCCUUUAGUGUGCACCGUAUAGCUUCAUUCUUGUCAUAUUUGGAUUCAAAUACACACAAACAAGUGGAAUUGGUUAGGAGCCUGCAUCGGCCCCUUUGCAACCAUUUUCAGUGAUGGAGGGGCAAAGGGAUGUACACAGCCCGGAGUUGAGUGAAGGGGAGAGCGUUUCUCCUUCUCCAAGUCUGCCUUCGCCGCCCAUCCUGCCUCUCCAAGCAGCGCAGCAGGCGCACAGAACCACCAACUUUUUUAUUGACAAUAUUCUACGGCCAGAUUUCGGCUGCAGGAAGGAGCAGGGUUUAGGUGCGAGGGAGAGGUCGCAGACUUCCAGCCGAGAGCGCGCCCACCCUUUGGUCGCCAGACCGAGUCAUCCUGGAACGCCAUGCCAGGAUUCCAAUUGCAGCAGCGACAGCACUUCUUCCUCCUCCUCGUCCUUGGCCUUGUCUCCAACUCCCAAAAAGAGCACCUCGUCCUCGAAAGCCAACGACAGCUCUGGAGGUAGCACGCCCAAGUUCGGCGAGAACACUUCUCCUGUUAUGGUUGUGAACGGCGUUAGUGGCGGCGCAGCGCCCUCCCCCGAGGCCCAACCGCUGCUGUGGCCUGCCUGGGUGUAUUGCACUAGAUACUCGGACAGGCCCUCAUCUGGCCCAAGGACACGGAAAUUGAAAAAGACGAAAAACGAAAAGGAAGACAAGCGACCCAGAACGGCGUUCACGGCUGAGCAGCUUCAAAGACUGAAGACGGAGUUCCAGGCCAACCGUUACAUUACGGAGCAGAGGAGACAGUCUCUAGCCCAGGAGCUCAACCUCAAUGAGUCACAAAUCAAAAUCUGGUUCCAGAACAAACGGGCCAAAAUAAAAAAGGCCAACGGCUAUAAGAACGGCCUGGCUCUCCAGCUCAUGGCGCAAGGAUUGUACAACCAUUCCACCACCACCAUUCAGGAAGACAAGGAGGAGAGUGACUGAGCCUUCGCUUGCCCCAAAUGUGCUACAAACUCGGAAAACUAUGGUGCAGGAGUCACCUUUUGGGGACGAAAUAUUUGUGGAUAGUCAAGGCUAGUGUAAAAUAUGUUCAAUUUGUUGAUAGGCUUGUGUAUGAAGAUGAACGAUACAAAUAUGCAUACAAGCUACGAACAUGAUGGAAAAUGAAUAGCCAAAAAUUAGACUGUAUAGAUAAUUUAAGGAGAAAGGGAUACAGUACUACUCACCCUGCACUUGGAUAAUGAUAUGAUUGCUAUCUUUGUCGCUUUAGGCCUAAUGUGUGAUCUCUCUCUUAUAUCAAACCUCGGUGAAUUUACAGACUGCGUGAUCUGCCACUUCAAGCCAAAGAUUUUAUCGAAAUAACAGCCUGAAAAAAAACAUCUAUGAAUCUCUCUCUUAUAGACUAUACUUUCUUCCUGAACUGCGAGUCCCUAACAAUCAGUAGGCCACUGUUUUUUUUUUUUCGUUGCCUGCCGCUUGAUGUAUUGCCUCAACUACGUGUGGGCCUGAAAGAUUGGCCUAUAUGACUCAUCUCGUGUUGGAUUCGCGAUAUCUUGGAAUACUACAACGAAAUAUAUGUGAUCUCCCUCGACAGUUAGAGGGAGUAUAUUAUCUACUACAUCUAAACCAUGUUUCCAAAUUAACAUUUUUAUAUUGGAAAAAAGGCAACACUACUCUUUUUUUGUAUUGUGCACUACUCUGUGCAAUAGGUUCAAUGAUUAAAUUAAUAAAUCGUAGUGUCUAUGGAGUUGGUUUACAGCUCAUUGAUUCAAGUGAGUGGGGUCACUGUAUCCAUAUUCACAUGGUGUAUUUUACAAAGGAACAUUUUAUUAUGAGGCAUCAUGACAUCAGGCCUGUUCAGAGCGUUGCAGGGCAUGACAUUGCCUUGCCUUGCCGUGCACUACUACAGCUCUCACUCAUUUCAUUAACUUUUUGUGUUGCACUACAAAGAUAAAACUCACCAUUUGCUCGUGUAACGAAUGAGAGCCAGUCAGAGCACGCGGCUCAAAGUGCGGCUGGAGUCAUUGGUCACGCUACUCUCUUCAAGAUCAUGCGCACGGUCUGUGUGCACAAGGUUGGGUCCACGAGUAUGUAAGAUUUCUUCCUUUUUCACUUUAGGCCUAUAUUGCAGGUAAAUAAACAAUGAAAAUAACAUUAUUAAUGACAAUUAUACUCAGAAUGACAUGCCUUAUUCUUGCAUUCUUGUAGAUAUAACAUUUCGAUUAAAAACAUCUUCCCAAACAUUUGGAUAUUAUAGCCUGAUCAGUUGAAAAUAAAUUAUUAAUUUGAAUUCUGACCUGCUCACAAUAUAGAGCUGCGUCUUAUCUAAAAGGAUGAAAACGAAGAGCAGGUAAAUAGCCUUUAAUGAAGUCCAUAAAACUCAAUAGGAAACGCACCCUAAUGGACUGGAUCACAUUUUAAGCAUAAUAAGGUGUUCUUUCCUUUUCCGGGGAUAAACGGGCCCAGAUAAAUAAUAAUACAUUUUGUUUUCCGUGCAGAGCACUCUUUGCACUGCACUUUUUGUACAAAUUUGGCUUAUUUUUUGAUUAAAGAGAACCAAUAGCCACACAAUACAUCUUAUAGGCUUAUAACAACGAUGCAUGAAUGAAGACUAUUGACACGCAACCUCUACCAGCCUAUUCACCAGGAAUGUAGGCCGAAGGCUGUCGUAAACAUAAUAAGUAAACUGUAGCCUAUAGCUCGUUUUACAGUUAUGAGCAAACGGACAAAUAUUCAGUUCUCUCUCUCUCUCCCUCUCUCUC